AUGUCGCCCAACGAGAUUCGCGGCCGUCUGGCCCUCAUCACUGGCGCAUCGGGAGGUAUCGGAUCAGCUUGUGCAGACCAGCUCGCACAACAUGGUGUCCACCUCGCCCUAACCUAUUCCACCAACCUCGACGCCAUGAACGCAGUCGUAAAAGACCUCCAAUCCAAAUACGCAGAGCACAAGCUCCGCAUCUCCAUCCACCAAGUCGACGUCGGCUCAGCCGACCAAAUCGAAUCCAUGUUCCAGCAAAUCGACAAAGAGCACGGUCAGCGACCGGACAUUCUCAUCUCCAACGCUGGAUACGGCAAGCGCUUCCCCAACGUGUGGGAUAUUACCCUCGAGGAGUUCGAUUACACGUUGAACAUUAACCUCCGCGCUUCUUUCAUCCUUGUCAAGGGUGUGGUUGAACAUAUGAAGACCCAGCGUUGGGGUCGAAUCGUGUUUAUGUCCUCGAUUGCUGCGCAAGGAGGUGGCAUCAAUGGAUGUCACUACGCCGCAUCCAAAGGUGGUCUCACUGGUAUGAUGAAAAAUCUCUCCACUCGUCUCGCCGAAUUCAACAUCAGCGUCAAUGACGUUGCGCCCGCUAUGAUCGGUGAUACGGGUAUGAUCCCUAAUGCGGCGGCGAUCCCCGAGGUCGCGGCUGGUAUUCCGCUGCAGAGACUGGGGACGCCGGAGGAGACGGCUAAUGUUGUUACUAUGUUGUGUAAAACGGGGUAUAUGACUGGUCAGAGUCUCCUGUUGGCUGGGGGGUUGAAAUAGAAAUAGCUUAUAUGCAUAUGUUUGAUAUGAAAGCAAUGUGAAUAU
Messenger RNA from Penicillium subrubescens, 804 nucleotides. RefSeq names its product SDR family NAD(P)-dependent oxidoreductase. The transcript is spliced from 3 exons. Gene Ontology annotation, molecular function: oxidoreductase activity, acting on the CH-OH group of donors, NAD or NADP as acceptor. Bases 1 to 759 code for a protein of 252 amino acids. Lineage: Eukaryota; Fungi; Ascomycota; Eurotiomycetes; Eurotiales; Aspergillaceae. The record is from RefSeq and is a predicted model, not a curated record.